UGACAACAUCAUGGACAAUGCUGGAGUGGAAAUGGUGGAUCACCAAGCGGACAUCUAUGAUGAUGCAGUGGUCUUCAUAACAGGUGCCACGGGAUUUGUGGGCAAAACGCUGUUGGAGAAGCUACUCUGGUCUUUUCCACGGAUUAAACGCAUAUAUAUGCUAAUCCGUCCCAAGGGUGGAGUCACGGUGGAGGAACGUUUUCGGGUAUUCCUCCAGAAUCCCAUCUUUGAGCGUCUUUCGUUGGAGCACCCGGAGAGGCUGAAGAAAAUCUUUCACUUUUCGGGAAACAUUGAAGACGACAACUUUGGUUUAAAUGAAACCGACAGAGCCGUGCUAUGUGCCGAGGUGAACAUUAUUUUCCACAGUGCAGCUACGGUGCGCUUCAAUGAGUGCCUGAAGGUCUCGGCACGAGUCAACUCCCAGGCCACGUACAAUCUUCUGGAGCUGUGCAGGGAGAUGGCUCAACUACGGAGUUUCCUUUACGUUUCCACGGCCUAUUGCAAUCCGGGUCGCAAGUAUGUGGAUGAGCAGGUUUACCCAACGAUGCCACCGGUGGACUGGCGGCAAUUUCUCGCCUGCACACAGAAGAUACCCGAUGACUAUCUGAACCGACUGGCGGAUUAUAUUAAGGGUCCUCAUGUAAACACUUACACCUUUACCAAGUCCAUAGCCGAGCAGAUAGUCAACGCCUAUAGACAUGUCAUUCCCAUUGUCAUCGUGAGGCCUUCGAUAGUUACGGCGGCUUAUCGGGAACCUUAUCCCGGUUGGAUCGAUAAUAUUCAGGCUAUCAGUGGUAUAAUGAUGGAGAUAGGCAAGGGAGGGAUCAGCAGCAUUCUGGGGGACAAGGAUUUGAUAUGCGACAUAAUACCAGUGGACUUUGUGGCCAAUGCAAUGAUCAUGAUGAUUGGCAAGGCAAAGUUGGGCAGCUUAAGCAUCUGCAAUGCCACCUCGGGAGUGACCAAUCCCAUCACCUGGCAGCGUUUAGGAGAACUCACCAUGAAGUGGUCCCGCAUUUAUCCCACACGGCGUAUGAUUAUGUUUCCCAACUUCAAGUACAGAUGUAGUGCCAUCAAACAUGAAGUGGCAGUGUGGGUCCUGCACUUUGUGCCCGCCCUGCUCAUGGAUCUGCGAACCCUCCUCCUGGCCCAGAAGAAGCGUCUGGUCACUCCCAUAGCCAAGAAGUUUCGACAGGCUUGUCUGGCAGGAAGCUUCUUUUCGCUGAACGAAUGGAUUUUCAAGAAUAAAAGUCGAUACUAUUUCAAGGAUCUGAUCAGUAAUGGCACAUAUCCCACGCUCUAUUGGAAUCUUGAGGAACUUGACUACGAUGACUAUGUCCGACGCCACAUGAUUGGGAUAAAUAAAUACCUUCAUCGCGAAAAGUUCACCGUUGAGGCAAAUAAAUUCUCGGUGACUAGGAUCUAUUGGUUUUGGAUCUUCCUGCACCUGAUUUUCUACAUGUUGCUGGUUCUCUUUAUAUUUUAGUUCAAGAGUGCCAUUA
Drosophila serrata is the source of this 1499-nucleotide messenger RNA. RefSeq names its product putative fatty acyl-CoA reductase CG5065. Gene Ontology annotation, molecular function: alcohol-forming very long-chain fatty acyl-CoA reductase (NADP+) activity. Gene Ontology annotation, biological process: long-chain fatty-acyl-CoA metabolic process. Gene Ontology annotation, cellular component: peroxisome. The record is from RefSeq and is a predicted model, not a curated record. Lineage: Eukaryota; Metazoa; Arthropoda; Insecta; Diptera; Drosophilidae.